UUUGCUUCUCAGUUUUGACACACAAACAGUAUGACACCUCUGUUACAAAUUACCAUGUCUUCUCUGAUCAUCACUAGCUGGUGGUGGCUACAGGCUACUUGUACUGCUCGCCAAUUAGUCUUCGAUGUCAGAGACUUCGGCGCUGUCGCCGACGGACAGACAGAUAAUUCCAAGGCGUUUGAGAGGGCGUGGGCGAAGGCGUGCGCGGCGCCGGGGAGGGCGGCGGUCGUCGUGCCCGCCGCCGGCGGCGGCGGCGGUGGCGGCGGUGGCUACCUGCUCCACCCGGUGGUGUUCCGGGGACCCUGCAAGGGGUUCGUCGAGGUGCGGGUCGCCGGCGUCGUCCGCGCGCCGGCCGGCCUCGACGCGUUCCGGGGGUAUCACGAGUGGAUCAACUUCGCCGGCAUCGACGGCCUGCUCGUCACCGGCGGCGGCACGUUCGACGGCCGCGGCGCGUCGUCGUGGCACCUCAAUGACUGUCCCUGGAAACCGGACUGCGUGCCUCCUCCCUCAUCCAUCAAGCUGGGGAGCGUGAGGAACGCGACCAUCACGGGUGUGACGUCACUGGACAGCAAGUUCUUCCACGUCACCAUCGUCGGGAGCCACGACGUGGAGGUGAGCCACGUCAGCAUCCGGGCCCCGCGCGACAGCCCCAACACGGACGGCGUCCACAUCCAGGGCUCCACGGGCGUCCGGAUCACCGACACGGCGGUCGCCACCGGCGACGACUGCGUCUCCGUCGGCCCCGGCAGCGCCGACGUGACGGUGUCCGGCGUGUCGUGCGGCCCCGGGCACGGCAUCAGCGUGGGGAGCCUCGGCCGGAGCCCCGGCGAGGCCGACGUGCGGCGGCUGCGCGUGUCCAACUGCACCAUCGCCGGCACGGCCAACGGCGUGCGGAUCAAGACGUGGCGCGGCGGCCAGCGGAGCUCCGCCGCCGCCGCGGCCGCCGCCGCCGUUUCCGGCCUCGUCUUCGAGGACAUCGUCAUGAGGAGAGUCCGCAACCCCAUCAUCAUCGACCAGGAGUACUGCCCCUAUCUCUCCUGCCACCAUCAAUCGGAGCGGCGGCCGUCGGUGGUGAGGAUCAGCGACGUGAAGUUCAGGAACAUCAGGGGGGUGUCGGCGACGCAGGUGGCGGUGAAGCUGUCGUGCAGCGCGGCGAGCCCGUGCCGAGGGGUGGAGCUCAGGGACAUCGACCUCAGAUACGUCAGGCGAGGGGUGGCCACCGUGUCGCGGUGCGCCAACGUCGCCGGAGGCGUCGCCGGCGGGACGCUUGUGCCGCCCCCUUGCAUAUGAAAAUCUGUUUUCUGUUUUUUUUUCUUUUUUCACUUUCUUGUUUUCUUUCUAUAUAGCGUACAGUCACAGAGAGUUGGCGUGGACGAAAUUUUGGUUCUUGUAAACGACCGAUGACGAGAUUGAUCCUUAAUUAUGGGGACAUCUUGUUCUCCCCUGUAAUGGAACAUAUGAAGUACUCCAUCCAU
Messenger RNA from Oryza sativa Japonica Group (Japanese rice), 1475 nucleotides. Its product is annotated as exopolygalacturonase. Gene Ontology annotation, molecular function: polygalacturonase activity. Gene Ontology annotation, biological process: carbohydrate metabolic process. NCBI's taxonomy places the organism in Eukaryota, Viridiplantae, Streptophyta, Magnoliopsida, Poales, Poaceae. The record is from RefSeq and is a predicted model, not a curated record.